AUGGCGCCGUCAUUUGAUCAUCUGCGCGAUGCAGACGUUGACGAGGAUGAUUAUGAUGAGGAUGAGAUCGACAUCUCUGACCUGCGCGAGAAGUAUGAGGUCCAACUAGAGCAAGGCUAUGACACCUUCAUUGUCAUCGAUGGUCUGCCGGAGGUCACCGAAGAGCAGAAGCCUAAGCUGGUAAAAUUCUUAUUGAAGAAGCUGAACCAGGUGGGAAAGACAAAAGAGGACCAGGUCUACAUGCCGAUGGAGGACGGCAAGUCUCUCAGAUUUGCCUUUGUCGAAUAUUCUUCUGCCGCCGAAGCCGCCGCCGCCGUGAGGCAGCUCGAUGAAGUCCCCCUCGACAAAAAGCACACACUGAGGGUCAACAAGAUGUCUGACAUUGAUCGAUAUGGCCGCGAGGGACGAGUCGACGAGAAUUACGUGCCUCCUAAGAUCGAAGAGUUCACCGAGAAGGAGCAUUUGCGAUCAUUCUUAGCCGACCCGAGCGGUCGCGGUCGCGACCAGUUUGCUAUGUACCGAGGUGAUGUUGUCGGUAUAUUCUGGAAUAACGAGAAGGAACCCCCUGAGAACGUUGUCGACAGGCAGCACUGGACGGAGAGCUUCGUACAGUGGUCGCCCCUGGGAACGUUCUUGGUAUCUGUUCACCAGCAGGGUGUACAACUGUGGGGUGGCGCUUCGUGGUCCCGGCAAAAGCGGUUUGCGCAUCCCUUCGUCAACAUGCUCGAUUUCUCUCCAAACGAGAAAUAUAUUGUCACGUGGUCGAAUAGACCUAUUUCGAUACCCGAUGAAGGUCAUCCCCAACUAUCAUUAGAUGAGGACGGCAAGAAUUAUGUCAUCUGGGAUGUUGAAACUUCUAAACCCCUUCGUUCCUUUGCUAAUCUCGACAUACCUACCACCAAUGAUCCUACGUCGGCAAAGCCACAACCUAAAUUCCCCUGGCCAGCUUUCAAGUGGUCCGCCGACGACAAAUACGUGGCACGAAUGACCCAAGGCUCCUCGAUCUCGGUGUACGAGCUGCCUCGCAUGAAUUUGUUGGACAAGACGACGAUUAAGAUUGAAGGUGUUAUGGAUUUUGAAUGGGCCCCUGCCACGCCCCAGAGAGAGGGUGUGAAGCAGUAUGAACAGCUAUUUUGCUUCUGGACGCCGGAGAUUGGUAGCAACCCUGCCAAGGUCGGACUGAUGAGCGUACCUUCGAAGCAGAUCGUUCGAUCACUGAAUCUUUUCAGCGUUACGGAUGCUAAGCUCCACUGGCAAUCGGAUGCUACCUAUCUCUCAGUGAAGGUUGACCGACAUUCGAAAUCCAAGAAGUCGCAGGCCACUACUCUAGAGAUCUUCCGUGUCAAAGAAAAGGGUGUGCCAGUCGAAGUUGUCGACACAAUCAAGGACACAGUUAUUAACUUCGCCUGGGAGCCCAAGGGAGACCGCUUUGUUAUCAUCACGACGCCGGAGCCGGUUGGGCCAACCGCCGUAGCUCCUAAGACUUCGGUGGCAUUUUUCUGUCCCGAGAAGGCUAAGGGAUCGGCUAUAGGCAACUUCAAGCAUCUGCGGACUCUUGAGAAAAAGAAUAGCAAUGCAAUUUAUUGGUCUCCUAAGGGCCGCUUUGUAGUUGUCGCCACAGUCGCCAACCAGCAGAGUUCAGACCUUGAAUUUUUUGACUUGGACUUUGAAGGCGAGAAGCCGGAAAGUGAUAAAGAUCUUACCGCCAACCUACAGCUCAUGAAUAUGGCAGACCACUACGGUGUCACUGAUAUCCAAUGGGACCCCUCAGGGCGCUUUGUAGCUACUUGGGCAUCUGUUUGGAAACAUACGAUGGAGAACGGAUACCACCUCUACGAUUUUAAGGGCGAGCUACUACGGGAAGAACCUGUUGACAAGUUUCGCCAAUGGUUAUGGCGUCCCAGGCCGCCGACUCUACUUAGCAAGGACGAGCAGAAGCAAAUCCGCAAGAAUCUCCGGGAAUACUCCAAGAUCUUCGAGCAGGAAGAUGCGGAACGCGGAGCGUCUGCUGACUUGGCGGUGGUGGAAGCCAGAAGACGCCUGCUUGACGAAUGGCUUGGAUGGCGUGCGUCGGUUGACGCUGAGAUUGAAGAGGAGAGGGUUGCGCGAGGAUUGCCGAAGCACCCAGUGGAAGCCGAAGCCAAGUCAGCGGAGAGCGGAGAGGAGCAGGUGAUCGAGGAGAUUGUGGAAGAGGUACUUGAAGAGAGCGAGGAGAUUGUCCCCUAA
This is a messenger RNA of Daldinia childiae, 2226 nucleotides long. RefSeq names its product Eukaryotic translation initiation factor 3 subunit B. Gene Ontology annotation, biological process: translational initiation. Bases 1 to 2226 code for a protein of 741 amino acids. Gene Ontology annotation, cellular component: eukaryotic translation initiation factor 3 complex. Gene Ontology annotation, molecular function: translation initiation factor activity; translation initiation factor binding; RNA binding. NCBI's taxonomy places the organism in Eukaryota, Fungi, Ascomycota, Sordariomycetes, Xylariales, Hypoxylaceae. The record is from RefSeq and is a predicted model, not a curated record. The transcript is spliced from 3 exons.